CAAAGAUACUCAGGUAUGAUUAAGAGGAGGGAGUUUGUAUUUAGCCACCCCAGAGUCCUUGCCUUGAUCCAUCAGCUUCAGCCAAGUCUGGCCAAGCAGAGUGCGGCAAGAUGGCGAGGCACAGAAUGCUCAAGAUUCUGCCUUUGACUCUGCUAGGCAUAUUGGCCUGGUGCUGCUACAGCCCGUCCAACUUCACCACAGUAAGGCUUCCCACACCACGUGGACGAGGAGGCGUGAUGCUAGCGGCCUUCCCCAGGGCGAAUCCUGGUGGUGCAGCGGAAAAGCUCAGAAUUGCCAAGUACGAGAAGGAGGAGGAGGCUGCAGCCUUGGUGAAGGCAGAGAAAGAGGAGGAAGAGGAUCCGGAGGGUACCACUGAAGAGAAGAUUAAGGCUGGUGGAAUCCUUUUUACCUACGCCAUGUUCUUCGUGAUUCCCAUCACCAUCUUCGGCGUCGUGCUGCUGGGCAUUUGGACCCCUGGCACGGAGAUCGAUCGUGGUGUGCCGGUCUUAGGUGAAAGUGAAAGCCAGUCCACAUGGGUCUUCGUUCCAAGACGGUUGCUUUGAGUGAAAAGUGCCAGAUCCCUGCGGAUUCGCCCAACCGCAGCAUGGGCGCGAUCUCGCGCUAUGACGAGAAGAUGGACCAGUUGAGGCUUGAGCAGCAAAACCGCCCCGAGAAGGAGUACUGAUCGCUGAGUGAGGUUAAAUCCUUAGCCACAUUGUUUCAGAGACUCGAGGCAAAUGGGUGGAGACACAAUCAGAAAC
Molecule: messenger RNA, 761 nt
Organism: Durusdinium trenchii
Lineage: Eukaryota; Dinophyceae; Suessiales; Symbiodiniaceae
Source: the annotation of a GenBank genome assembly